AUGAGCAAACUACUUGAGCCACUGGACCCCCACCAAGCGUCGUUAGGGCUGACGCUGGCCUACUUCCACCACUUCAUCGACAUCCACGGCGGCCGCGACGUUGUUGAAAGCCUAGCCACCAUCGACCGCACGUGGUGUGUGUUCGAAGUGUACUUGUCAAUUGUACUUCAAACUCGGUUUGAAAUCGCCAUGACCAAAGCGCAAAAGACCGUGUUUCUGGACGAAAUGCUGCUCCACUCGAACGAUGUGUUGGAAAUGAUGAGCCAAGUCAGUAGCAAGCACUCGACCACGACAGUGUCACGCGAUCGCGACCACAUUUUCGACCUCAUCGAGAAGCAAGUCGGAUUUGCCGAGUUGGAUCCCCUCGACUGCCAACUGACGACGGCGAUCUCCCCGUCCGAACACUUUCGUUCGUUGUGCUCCAAGGCCAGCGCGUUAAUUGCACUCGGGUCCUUGACACAAGACGAAGGGUUGCUGCUAAAAGUAGUGGCCAUGUCGGUGGACGAGAUCUCCCACCGACCACGCCUAAGGGAUGGGACGCCAUAA
Molecule: messenger RNA, 546 nt
Organism: Aphanomyces astaci
Lineage: Eukaryota; Oomycota; Saprolegniomycetes; Saprolegniales; Verrucalvaceae
Exons: 3
Coding region: 1-546 (181 amino acids)
Source: RefSeq, a predicted model, not a curated record